AUGAAAUUUCUAAAACAAAUAUUCGUAUUUUAUCUAUUGUUUGCGGCAACAAUUGCAAAUUGUCCGCUGGGCAGGACAAAGAGUGUUGGUGGUAGUGGUGGCAGUGCUGCAGUUUUUGUUGGUGGUGUCAGUGCAAAUCGCAUCACACAAAAGACCAUCUCCAAAGGAUUUUUACUUAAAAGCAUUAUGCAGUUAUUGACCAAGGUCGAGCGGAGCAAUGACAUAAAUGUGAAUAUGAAAUUUGCUGUGAUUUUAAGUGAAUUUCUCAUCAAGCAAAGUCAACGCUACAUAGAAUCCAAUCGUUACGAGCAACAGGUCUACUAUCAUCUGCUACAAAAAUUAGAUAAUGUCAUACGACGCAGUGAAGAUGCGGAUUUCGAUAAAGUUCAUAAAACAAUUUUAGAUAACAUUUUCCAGAAAAAUAUUCUGCUCAAGCCACCCCAGCUAAAGAAACGUCACAUUGAUACUCACUUUGAAUAUAAAUCGUUGAGUCGCAAUUAUUCACAAUUGGCGAAAAUGGGUAAUCUCAACAUCACUCAAUCUGAUGAGUGUCUGGCUGCCAUGGCUACAUUGGAUUCACGGUGUCAAGUGCCGCAAGAAUGUCUGGAUGUUAUGGUUACCGAUUUGCCAACAUAUGGCUAUAAGAGAAUGCAUCAAAUAUUACUUUUAUAUGUGUUUAUGCAUCACAUUUGUGCCCCCACAUUGGGUUCGGAUACUGCAUAUGAGAUAUUGGCCAGCCAAAAGUGUACACAAGUCUAUCGGGAGCAAAAUGUCAUACGUCAAAUGAAUAUUCCAGAUGCCUAUAGGGAUUUAUAUUUGGAGCAAAAUGUCAUUUGCGGCCUUUUUGGUUAUGUUGAAUUUAUGAACUGGCACAAUUUGGUAACUGUCUCCAAUUGGCCCCAGGAGAACGACUGUCUUUGCCUCUUCAUCAAUGGCGAAAGUAAAAUUGAUUGCAAUUGCACGAAUCACAUUAAUAGCCUGGCGUUGGUCUACUAUAUUAAUGGAUUUCUGUUGCUGAAUUGA
Musca vetustissima is the source of this 1023-nucleotide messenger RNA. RefSeq lists its product as uncharacterized. The record is from RefSeq and is a predicted model, not a curated record. Lineage: Eukaryota; Metazoa; Arthropoda; Insecta; Diptera; Muscidae. The transcript is spliced from 5 exons. The coding region runs from base 1 to 1023 and encodes 340 amino acids. Gene Ontology annotation, cellular component: cytosol; membrane.